CUACCAAAAAGUCAACAAAUUAGAAAGGUCGACAUAAUACCGCGUAGAAUGCAAUAAAAAUAAUGGUUUUCAUCAACUAAACAUUGCUUAAUUUUUCUUUCUUUUCUGAGAAAAUAUCAUUGUAGAAAAAUCAAGCUAUGACUUUUUGAGUUAUUACAAUUAUUAUGAUAAGACACAGUUUACUUUGAAUGGUGCAACGUUUGAUGUUUCUUGAGUCUGCAACUUCAUGAUAUCAAUAUAUGUUCCUUCAAUUCUUCAUCUAUCUUGUGUGAUUGUAAUUAACAGUAAAGAUCAAUGAGAAUUACAUUGGUUUCAUUUCUUUCUUUUAUUCUCUUUUACUGCAUAUAUAUCAAUAUCCAUAUCUCUUUUGUCUCUGGAAUAUGUCUUGAUGAUCAACAAUCAUUGCUGCUUCAAUUAAAGAACAAUCUAAAAUUCAAUUCAAAAAGUUCUCACAAACUGAAGUUCUGGAAUUCAAGCAUUGAUUGUUGUGAUUGGAAUGGUGUAGCUUGUGACAAUAGGGGAUUUGUUAUUGGUCUUGAUCUGAGUGAAGAAUCAAUCACUGGUGGAUUUGAUAAUACAAGUAGUCUUUUUAGUCUUCAAAAUCUUCAGAAAUUGAACUUGGCUGCUAACAAUUUCAGUUCUGCUAUUCCACCAGGAUUCAACAAGUUGGUGAUGUUGAGUUAUCUGAAUUUGUCAUAUGCUAACUUUGUGGGGCAGAUUCCUUUAGAGAUUUCUCAGCUUACAAGGUUGGUAACUCUAGAUAUCUCUUCUCUUAGUUAUUUAAUAGGACAAGGGCUGAAACUUGAGAAUCCAAAUCUUCAAAGCCUUGUCCAAAAUCUCACAAGUAUUAGGCAGUUGUAUCUGGAUGGUGUAAUUAUAUCAGCAAAAGGGCAUGAAUGGAGCAAUGCUUUGUUGCCGUUACAUGGUCUAGAAGAACUGACCAUGUCUAACUGUAAUUUAACAGGACCUCUUGAAUCAUCUCUGUCAAGACUAGAGAAUCUAUCGAUCAUUAUUCUCGAUGGAAACAAUUUUUCUUCCCCAGUGCCUGAAACAUUUUCCAAUUUCAGAAAUUUGACUACCCUUAGUCUUGAAUCAUGUGGAUUGACUGGUAAGUUUCCGCAGAAAAUCUUCCAACGGGGAACAUUGUCAUUUAUUGACUUAACAUUCAACACCAAUCUCCACGGUUCAUUUCCGGAAUUUCCAUCCAGUGGAGAUCUCCAGACCUUAAGGGUAAGUAUGACAAGCUUCUCUGGAGCAUUUCCAUAUACCAUUGGUAACAUGAGGCACUUAUCUGAAUUGGAUCUUUCUAAUAGCAAUUUUAAUGGAAUACUUCCCAAUUCAUUGUCAAACCUUAUAGAACUUAGAUACAUAGAUUUGUCAUUUAACAGCUUCACAGGUCCAAUACCAUCAUUUGGCAUGGCAAAAAACCUUGCACACUUAGACCUUUCCCAUAAUCGCUUAAGUGGUGCCAUUCCAUCAUCUUCCCAUUUUGAAGGACUGCAUAGUCUUGUCAGCAUUAACUUGCGUGAUAAUUCCAUCAAUGGGAGCAUUCCUUCAUCCCUUUUUGCACUCACGUUGCUACAAGAGAUUCAGCUUUCAUCCAAUCGGUUUAGUAAAUUUGACGAAUUCAUAAAUGUGUCUUCCUCUGUAAUUAACACCCUUGAUUUAAGUAGCAAUAAUCUAUCAGGGUCUUUUCCAACAUCUAUCUUCCAGCUUCGUUCACUUUCUGUCCUCGAUCUUUCCUUUAACAGGUUGAAUGGAUUGCUGCAGUUAGAUGAGCUUUUGAAGCUAAGAAAUUUAACUGCACUAGACCUUUCAUACAACAACAUAUCAAUCAAUGUGAAUGUUGAAAAUGCUGAUCAUACUUCCUUUUCCAAUAUUAGUACUCUAAUGUUGGCAUCCUGCAACCUGAAAACUUUCCCUAGUUUCUUGAGAAACAAAUCCAGAUUGAACAUUCUAGACCUUUCAAAUAAUCAAAUUCAUGGAACAGUGCCCAACUGGAUAUGGAAGCUACAAAAUCUUCAAAACCUUAAUGUUUCUCACAAUAUGCUCACUGAUUUUGAAGGCCCUUUGCAAAACAUCACUUCAAAGUUGAUAGCCCUUGACCUUCAUAAUAACCAAUUGAAAGGUCCAAUUCCUGUUUUUCCUGAAUUUGCUUCUUAUUUGGAUUACUCAAUGAACAAAUUUGAUUCUGUUAUCCCACAAGACAUCAGUAACUACCUGGCUUUCACAACUUUUCUCUCGCUCUCAAAUAAUACUUUACAAGGCAGUAUCCCUCAUUCCCUCUGCAAUGCUUCAAAUCUUCAAGUGCUUGAUAUUUCCAUUAAUAGAAUUUCUGGAGCAAUUCCCUCAUGUCUAAUGAAAAUGACUCAAACCCUUGUGGUAUUAAAUUUGAAGAUGAACAAUCUCAUUGGUACUAUUCCAGAUGUGUUCCCACCUUCUUGUGUUCUAAGGACUCUUGAUCUACAAAAGAAUAACUUACAUGGACAGAUUCCAAAAUCUCUUGUGAAAUGCUCAGCAUUAGAAGUGUUAGACCUUGCACAAAACAACAUCAUUGACAUAUUUCCAUGUUUGUUGAAGAACAUAUCCACAAUCCGUGUCAUAGUCUUGCGCAAGAACAAAUUCUAUGGUCGCAUCGGAUGUCCAAAAACCCAUGGAACUUGGCCCAGACUUCAGAUAGUUGAUCUAGCCUUUAACAACUUCAGUGGAAAACUACCCGGAAAAUGCUUCACAACAUGGGAGGCAAUGAGGUCUGAUGAAAAUCAAGCUGAUUGUAAGGUAAAACACGUCCAAUUUGAGGUUCUCCAAUUUGGCCAGAUAUAUUAUCACGAUUCAGUGACAGUUACAAGCAAAGGUCAACAGAUGGAGUACGUUAAAAUUUUAACAGUCUUCACAGCCGUCGACCUCUCAUCCAACCAUUUUGAAGGCGAAAUACCAAAACAGUUAUUCGACUUUAAAGCACUCUAUGUACUCAACUUGUCAAACAAUGCACUUUCUGGCCAAAUUCCAUCUUCCAUUGGAAAUCUGAAGCAGCUUGAGUCCUUAGAUCUAUCAAACAACUCACUGGACGGAGAAAUUCCCACACAGAUUUCAACUCUUUCUUUCCUAUCAUUCUUGAACCUCUCUUUUAAUCAACUUUCCGGAAAAAUCCCAACAGGUACACAACUUCAAUCAUUUCCAGAAACUUCUUUCAUUGGUAAUGAAAAACUAUAUGGCCCUCCUUUGCCAACAAACAACAGCAACAAUAAAAUCCGACCGACAACAGAAUCUGUCAUGAAAUUUGAUUGGCAGUAUGUAUCCACUGGAAUUGGUUUCGGAGUUGGAGCUGGAGUGGUUUUCGCACCAAUGAUGUUUUGGGAGAGAGGCAAGAAAUGGAGCAAUGGCAUCAUAGACAAAAUUCUCAUGGCAAUUCUUCCAUUAUUUGGAUUGGUUUAUACUCCAGUUGAUGAUGAUGAAGAAGAUGACACAAAAGAGGACCCAAAUAUGACAGAUGACAGUGAAUACAAUGAAGAGGAAGAUUAUUGGAGUUAUCCAAGAUUGUAUUGUGUGUUUUGUUCCAAAUUUGACAACAAUAAGAAAAAGGUUAUUCAUGAUCCAAAUUGCACAUGCUUCCACUCAUCACCAGGUUCAAAUUCAACAGAUUAUUCAGAUUCAUAUUCUUAUUAGUCACAUACAAAAGAUGAAAACUUGAUUUUUUGUUUUUGCUUUUUUUUUUUUGCUUGUCAUUAUUCUUUUCCUCUGAAUGCAUACAUGUAUAUGUAUAUGUAUAUUGUAUAUAAACACACAAAAUCAUUCCAAUUGUGGCAAUCUAUGAAGCACUGACACACACAUGAUACGACAAUAAAACAUACAUGUAGAUACUGAUAAAAAAUUAAAAAAUAUAUUUGAUUUAGUAUAACUACAUGCGUCAGUGUCGUGUUGGCGGCCAACUUCAACAUUAGUCGGACAAGGGUCGCGCCUUUAAUCUGAAGUGUCAGUGCUACAUAAUGUACAGCCUUAUGUUGUAAACUGUGAUGAUAAAAAAAGGUUAAAUGUUCAGUCAGGAUUUUCAUCAAA
Molecule: messenger RNA, 4056 nt
Organism: Medicago truncatula (barrel medic)
Lineage: Eukaryota; Viridiplantae; Streptophyta; Magnoliopsida; Fabales; Fabaceae
Product: receptor-like protein 7
Exons: 1
Coding region: 295-3666 (1123 amino acids)
Molecular function (GO): protein binding
Source: RefSeq, a predicted model, not a curated record